AUGGCGGCGGCGUUAAUGUUAUUGAUUGGUCAUUGCAUCUACCGGAGAGCCAGAUGUGCGAUGCGCGAGGACCUCUACGAGUGACCGCCGCUCCUCCUCCUCACCACAAUUACUCACACGGCCAGGGACUCGUAUGUCAUGCACGCUUGCGUCCGUCCGGCUCCACAUCGUCCAGCCCAUAUCCAGCCAUCUCUGGGACUCGUUUGGGAAGUCAGAAUGGAGCUGGAUGGCCUUUUUGACUUGGAUAUAUCCAAUGAAAAAUUUGAGCAAAAUCUAUACGGACAACUUUGAAAAACCGGGAGCUUCUUUGAGAUAAUUCCCUAUUGAAAUAAAAUUGGAAGGUACGUGUUGUGAAGGCUAUGAUCAGUUAUUUUGGAGUUCAUUGCAAGAUAGCUCUGAUCAUCCAGAAAGACAACAAAUAAAAAGCUAAGACUGAAGCUCAGAAUAGAGCUGGGUGGCCUUCACAAAAUGGAAAUUUGAGCAAUAUCUUCAAAUUAAAAAAAACUGCGUGUUUUUGAGCUUAAAAUUUAAGUGGAAGGUUUGCGAUUUUACGACGACAUAAAAAAAUAAAGCUUAUCAAUUUUUUGGACUUAUACACAAGCCAUAACAGCCAGAUACUCCUGCUGAAACUGAAAAACAGAGCUAUGUGACCUUUUUGACGCAAAAAAAUAAAACAUUCGGUGGAUACUUCGAACGGAAAAAAAUUUAAAAAAAUAUAAAAGUUUAGACAUUGCUAAAUUUAAUUUCAAAAAUUAUUAAAAACAAAUUUACAAGCUGUUCUUUUUUGCCUGACUUGGUUAAGAUACCGUUUUCGAAUCAUGCAUUGGUAUCACCUAUGCGAUGAAUUUGAACAAUCGAAACUUUGAUUCAAUUUUCAGAACAUUUAAAUAGGCGCCCUACGUAAAACCAAUUAUUAUCAGAAGUACGUCUUAAAAACUAUAAAACUUGCCGGAACAGAAAAAUUUUUUACUUUAAAGCUCUUUGAAAGACAUAACGAGAAGAUUGAAAAUUGCGAAAUGCUAGGAAUGCUGCGAAAAAAAAAACUGGAAGACGAGCUUAUGAGUGCAAUUUCCGCCAAAAUUAAACAACGCAAAGGACGAUGAUUGCAAUUCUCAGCUUUUUCUCUUCUAGAAAAUUUCAAACAGCGUUCUUCCAUUCAAACUGAGCCGCUGUCUUUAGAGAAACUGCGCUCAAUUGGAUUUUCAACGAACAAAAGUCACUCGGAGCAGAUGGUCGAUUUCAUAGCUCUUAAUGAAAAUUAUUUUGUCAACAAUAGUACUAAAUCACUUUCACACUUGUUCUAAUCCGUUUGAAUCGUUACAUUUUAAGAACUAGGACAUUGAAGAAAGUGUGCGUCAACUCUCCUUAACGGGAAAAGGUGAAUGGAGUAUAUGAACAAUAGAGUUAUAACAAAAGAAGGUCCGUUUUUGUAGUAAAUAAAUGUCAUUCCCAACCAUAGUCAUUCAACUGCACACUCCAAAGUAAUUUCAAAAAGCAUUUAUAGAAAAAGGGAAUUUUCGGCCAAUAAUUCCUUGAGCUUCAGAAAUAAAAAAUCACUUCCAACUAACGAAUAAAUAAAAUAGUUGUUUAAUAAAAAAUGAUGUUCAAACAAAUGGAGCACUGAAAACCAGGAAAUUUCAAAAAAAGAUAUAAAAAGCCCAGACCAGAAGGCCUCUUUUAAAAUUUUAUCUUCGCGGCGACUCAAUUAGGACGCGGUGUUUGCAGAUAAUUUGCGUUGAGAAUCUUACGGUAAUCCGAUUUACGCAAAACUGCCAAACUUUUUUUCAAUUAUUAUAGGGUUACAAAAAUUUUUUUGUGAAAGUUAUAUUGCUUUCAAGAUGUUCACAGUAAUGUUUUUUUAACUAGAACAUUGACGAUUUUUUUGUUCAAUUAUCAAUUUUUUUAAUAUUUAACUUUUUGGCUUUUUUCAAUUCAGAAUGUUUUAACAUCCAAUAAAAAUAUUUGUUAUUACGAUACAUGAAAAAAAGAAAUUUCAACGUUUUUUUCACGUUUUCAAUUUUUUUGUAAUUGCUUUUUUUAAUCUCAUUUUGGAAACAUUAAUAUAGAAAUUUUUUUAAAUCAGACAUCAUUUUCUUUGGACGCCGCACGCAAAGAACAAGUACGGGCGUUAUAUUUUUGUUGGUAGUUUUUUUAAUGGUGGUAUGAAAAAAACACCAGCGAAAGUUCAAACGGCGACUUUUUCCGAUUUUUUUCAUAUCGCUAGAGAACUUUCCGACGGCCACUUUUUCCGACGGAUCCCUUUCCGACUUUUUUUCCCUUAUCUUUUUUUCGGUUUUUUUAAAACAUUAACAUUUUUUUCCUAUUUCUUUGUGUUUUAAUCAUCAACUAACUACCUUCUUUAUGUAGGAAUAUUAAAAACGAAGAUUUUAUCGAGAAAAAAAGUCGGAAAAAGAUUCGUCGGAAAGGUGGCCGUCGGAAAGUUCCCUGGCGAUAUGAAAAAAUCGGAAAAGUCGCCGUUUGAAUUUUCGCUGGUCUUUUUUUCAUACCACCUUUUUAAUAUACACUUAUUGCUUAACAUUGACUGUCCUUUACAGGCCUCAAAUCUGUUACUCUACACCUCAAAUAUACAGCAAAAAAAUGAGCUUCCAUUUGCAAGUUUACUCUUAAGCAGUAAAUAGUAUGCAAAGAAAUAGAUUAAAAAAAUGAAAGUAUAGAUUUUUCUACCAAGUAUUUGGAUGAAAAUUCGGUGUUGAAAGUUUUAGCGAAGGCUAAUUUUUUUAACAAUUUUUUUGAAAAAAAUUGAAGACCAUAGAAAAAUUAAAAGAGUUAUCGAUUUUAUAGACGCUAUUAUUGUUGUUGCUCUUAGGAAAGACCUAAACUAAUAAAAGUAGGCAAUGAACACGGCAAAUGACGUGAAAAAUUAAAUAUUUUGGACAACAAAUCUUCAUAAAAAGCUAUUCGCCUGGGCUGCACUUGAUCUCUGAAAGUUAAUAAAAAGCCAUGAAAUUUUUUUAUAUAUUCAAUUAAAAAGAUGAAUAUAUUGAUCAAAAUUUUUGAAAGAAGCGAGAAUUUCUGGCCAAAGGAGUUCUACAAAGAAGACUCGGGCUUUACGAACAAGAAAUUGCCACAAAUAUUCCUUUUCAAGAGGUAAAUCCUGAAGUAUGGUUAAAUGUGUCAUUUUUCCAGACCAAACGCGAAUCAGAAAUGGAACUAACAGAACCUUCAGCCGAAAAUAUGAACUGCUUGAAAACGAUGAAGGUUUGUUGAAAUUCGCUUUUAACCGUCGGAAAUUCCCCUCAUGGGAUGGAUUGGGAUCAAUUGAAAUAUUCGAAAUUUUGAAUAAUUACUGUUUUCAGGAAAUUAUUCAAAUCAUAUCUGAAUGGUACUCCGCAGUUUCACGAUUGAACCAUUUGAAGUUCAGACCAAAUUUUUAUCAACUGAGUCGUUAG
This is a messenger RNA of Caenorhabditis auriculariae, 3410 nucleotides long. The record is from the annotation of a GenBank genome assembly. Lineage: Eukaryota; Metazoa; Nematoda; Chromadorea; Rhabditida; Rhabditidae.